Messenger RNA from Scleropages formosus (Asian bonytongue), 4164 nucleotides. RefSeq names its product putative E3 ubiquitin-protein ligase UBR7. Lineage: Eukaryota; Metazoa; Chordata; Actinopteri; Osteoglossiformes; Osteoglossidae. Bases 50 to 1312 code for a protein of 420 amino acids. Gene Ontology annotation, cellular component: cytoplasm. The transcript has 11 exons. Gene Ontology annotation, molecular function: ubiquitin protein ligase activity; zinc ion binding. The record is from RefSeq and is a predicted model, not a curated record.
UUGUUAGGGGGGGGAGGCGUGUUUGUGUCUGUCUGCUCCCUGUGUGAGGAUGGCGGUAGACAGCGGGGACGAACCUACUUUCUCUCUAGUGGAUGUUUUAGAGGAGGACGAUGAGUUAGAAGAAGAAGCCUAUGCAGUGCUGGGUGGCAGUGAUCCCGACAAAUGUUCCUAUCCUCAGGGAUACGUGAAGCGGCAGGCGGUGUACGCGUGCAGCACUUGCACCCCGCGAGGCGGCGAGCCGGCAGGAGUCUGUCUCGCGUGUUCCUACAAGUGCCACGAGGGACACGAGCUCUUCGAACUGUACACGAAAAGGAAUUUCCGAUGCGAUUGUGGAAAUGACAAGUUCGGGGGACUGAAAUGCAAACUUUUUCCUGACAAAGUUGGUUGUAACCCCAACAACAAAUACAACCACAAUUUCUUCGGCCUCUAUUGCACCUGCGACAGACCUUAUCCGGACUCAGAAGAUCAGGUUCCAGAUGAGAUGAUCCAGUGCAUUGUCUGUGAAGACUGGUUCCAUGGCAGGCACCUGGGCUGCGAGUUGGAGGAGUGUGUGGAGCUGCAGGAGAUGGUGUGUGAGGCAUGCAUGAACAAGGCUCCUUUCCUGUGGAGCUACGCUGCCCACAUAACAGCACCCCCACUGACAAAGGUGAGCCCUUGUAAGGAAGAGGUGGAGGUGAACGUGGAGGCUGGAGACGGUGAGAAGGAGGAGGAAGCUGAGGAAUCAGUUCCUUGCAGAAAUGGAAGUCUGGAGGCAUCCAGGAGUCUGACUGAGGAUGUGGAGGACAAGGUACUGAACUCGGCACAGGUGGUGCCUAACGGAGCGGUAGGCUGCAAGCGGACCCACGGACAGAUGGAGGGUUCCGUCCCCACACCAGCUCCUCCCCCAGGCCAGUGCAAGCUGGUGGCACUGGAGGCUAAAGGCCUGGAAAGGAUGCGACAGGGUGCUGUAUUUUGGCCGUACGUGUGGCGCAGCCAGCUGUGUACCUGCAUCAGCUGCAAGCGGGCCUAUGUGGCAGCAGGUGUUCCCUUUCUGCUCGAUGAGUCAGACACAGUCCUCGCCUAUGAGAACAGGGGUCGGGCGGCACACGAGGGCUGCGACCCACUCAUGUCAGCGCUCAACAUGCUGGAUCACGUACAGCAGCUGGAGAUAAUCUACGAAUUCAAUGACAUGAAGGCUGAGCUGAAGGAGUACCUGCAAAGGUUUGCAGUUGAAGGAAAGGUUGUAACUUCAGAGGACAUCCAGAGUUUCUUUGAAGAGCUUCAGGCCCGGAAACGACGCAGAACGAGUCCGUGCCAGUAUUACUGCAGCUGAACUGCUCCCGGCCAGCCGUAGGAGUUGUCCUCCACGUUUUCUUUUCCCUCUUCUAGCUCUAGAGUGAUUGGCUGCGGUACUUUUUUUUUUUAAAGAAAUUAAAACUUGGUCACUGAAGGGUUGUAAGACCAAGGUGUUUUAUGUUAGUCACUGUGUCUAAUGGCAAGGGUGGGUGUGGAUUCUGCCUGCACGUGGUACAAAACUACCCUUUAAGGAAGACCUGAUGAACCCGUUGUGGUUCCACUGUUAUCCUCAGCUGUAUUUAUCUCUUCUAUUGUGGAAAGGCUCUAAGGGCGAUGAGAAGCAACAAUGGUUUAUCUUCCAGUAGUGAGCUCCUUAUGUUUAUGAAACCAUCUAACCCCAGGGUCUGUUUUCAUGGUGUUCUUCAGAUUUCAACAUGUCCUUGCUUCUUGUGGCUCAGGCUGCAGUGUUUUCCCAUGGAUUUGCCUGGUUUGUGGUUUUACAGAACAGGGUUCCAGUAUUUGCUACAUUGCUGGCAGUAAACACCAGAGUCUCAAUGUUUUGUAUGUGUGUGCGUGCAUUCCCCUCCCCCCUCAUUUUAAACAGUUCCUGCAUUUUGUUCUUUUAGUUUCAGAAUAAAAUAAGUAUGUGUGAAAUGGUUAUGGUUUAAAAUUUUACCAGUUCAAUAAACGGAAAGUGUUUAUAUUCAGCCUCUGGCGGGUUCUGAGUACUUAAUGUUAGUCUAACAACUAGGGCACUAAUAUCUUAAGGACAAAAUAACCUGAGAAAGACUUAUAGUGAAGCACUUUUAUUUUGAAGAUGCUACUUAGCUGCAAAUUUUAAGUUCAUCACUGUUACACACCCCUUCUCAGAUAAGAGUAUAAAAAUAGAACUGGAGAAAUUGUAUACAACUUGGGAUGGGGAGUCUACAAGAAAAAGGUUGUGUAUAUAUAUAUAUACAACAAAUAUGGCUGACAUAUUUGUUAUACACAUAUAAAAAAAUUCAUAAUAUAACAAUACCACAAAUUUCCAGAGUUUUCUCUUCGAAGGUACCUACAAAAUUAAAAAAUACUAUUUCUCCAAAACACUAUGUACAUGAAGCAUUAACUAGAGUUUUACAAAGGACCGGUUGAUGCGGGUUUGCAGUAAGAAAAUGCUUGCAUAGGACAGAAGUUCACGUCACAUGAAGACGCCCAGCCACUGGUGAGGGAAGGCACUCGCUUGUCGCUCAUACAGAGGAAAGCAGCAGGACGGCCUCAGAGGGAAUGGCUGAGACUGUCCUGGAAAAAACGAGCAAACCAAGGAGGGUGGGGUUGGGGGGGGGACAGUGGUCUGCAUGUUUUCCUCAUGAAGCAAACAGGAUGGAAAAUGGAAAAAGCUGCUUCUUUUGUCACAACAGAACUUGCAUGGGAAAAUGCUGCCAAAAAAAGCGCCAAAAAAACACUUAUGCAGCUCUGCUCAGAGCUGUUGUGCUACUUUAUAGUCCCAAGGACUGCUCGCGAUUUCCCCUGCGCAUCGUAUGGCAGACGCUGUACCAGAUCGCUGUGCUGGGACGCCAGCGCAGACAACCACACUGUUCUGCAGUGACUUUGCUGGAAGCCGCUGAAAGCGAUAUGGAGAUGUCUGACAUCACUGUGGUCAGCUGUGACCACACUGACCACGACACCUGAAGGUACACCAUGCAAGAAGAACGCUGAUAAAAUGAAUGCUCUAAGUGAAGGAAUGAACUCAGUUUGAGCAGUACGAGAACAUGGGCUUUGCUGGUACGGCAAAACCACACACAGUGCUUCUGUAGCGCAGCUCAGGGUUCAACCGCAGCUGCGGACCUGCGAUGGAAUUUAUCUCCUAUACACAAGUGCAAAAAUCAACUCGUGGAAAAUGGGCAAUUUACAAUGAACUGUCCUUUUAGCUCCUCAAUACUUCACUAUAUCUUCUUUAAGUUAAAUUGCAGACAGCCGUUGGAGGAGAUUGGGUGCUGCUAAGAGUCUAAAGACAAAUCACAGAACACCCAAUGUCGGUAGCUCCCAUGGCAUGUCUGUGCUGUAUCGUGUCGUAUAAUUAAGGAAGGACACAAGGCCCUCCAAAUACAGGAAUGAGGCUCAACACUGCUAGGGAACACAAGGUAAAAGGCUAAAAAUGAAGACACGGGCAAGCCAUGGCAUGCUCAACUACCCACAAUCCAACAGUUUCCUGUUCCUCAUGUAAACAUAAAAGACACUGGUUGGGUCGUCCAGGAGUCACAGGCAGGCUGCAGGAAGUAGGGAUAAGUUCAACAUGUGGCAUCCUUAAGUACACCAAGGAAGAAAAACAACUUAUAAACAUCCUCCUCGUAAGGAGUUGGAGCAUGAAGAGGUCUCGCGCAGCCCACCCUGAGUUAAGACUCAAGAGUUGACAUCUCAACCGUAUCGCCAACACAAGUGGCUUGGACUUCAUCUGAUGACUCCUGGUACCAGUUAAACCACUGUUCCACCACCCCAGUUUCAGGCCCUUCUUUGCACAACACACUACAUACGUCUGUAUUUUGCACACUACGUUUCCACAAACUACCCGAAAGCACCCCACAUUAACAUCUGUCAAGAAUGAAGGGACACAAUAAACCUGGCCAAUUACAUUGGUUCAGCUUUUGAUACAGCCAAAAGAAAAAUAAACAUAACAAUGACAAAAGAGAUGGGUUUGAACAACAAAACAAACAAUAUAGAAAUAUUUCUGUUAUCCCCAUCAUUUCUAAAUCAGGAGACAAAGCAUAAAAAGACAUCAUGCCUUGUGAAAGUUAAAAAGCUUUCAUUACCCAACAACAGGCUCUUCUGGGCAAAAACUGCCAUCCUCUACCACUGUGAAAAAUCACAAAGCACAGAAAACAAGGAGAAAGUAACACUGUGUGUUUUGCACAA